AUUGUCAUCCUAGGCAGCAAUCUUAAUGCUCUUAGAUGCUUCAGAGGGAAAGAAGGAGAAAAGUAUAAAAGAACAAUCCCCACAUGAUCGGUUUUUAGCUGAGUAUUUGUAGCUUGUACCCCCUUCUUAGGAUUGUUAAAAUCCGUUUGCAAAGGACAGCCCUCUAUUUCCAGGUCCCCUUUUCCUUUUUUCACACUGCAUUUGAGCAGUUUGCACGUUUGUUGAAGAAUCAGCCACAAAGUCUGUGGUUUCCUGUGGCAGAUUUCUAACAAUAUUUAUACAGGCUAUUAUUUAAUGAACUGUAUAAAUAUUUAUACAGAACAGUCUUUUGAUCAUAAAUAGGGGCUAAAAGUCAGUCCUGUCCAUGCUGGGGACUUGGACAGGAGGCUGUUUCUGUGCUUUGAAACGUCUUGUAGACUGAGAAGUUUAGAUAUGUCCCAGGACUUGUGCGCAGCACAGCUUGAAUUUCUGUUAUUUUUCUUUCUCUUGGCUGUCCACAGUCCAUGCCCUCAUUUCUUUCCGCCUGACCACCCUCCCCAUAUCCCUAACAGCUGUUUUUCUUUUCAGAGUAUUUAUCUUUGCCUAAAAAGAAUGAAAUGAAACCCCAGUUCCGACUCUCACCAUUCAUAAUGCGGGCUUUGGAGUCACAUUGACUUAGCCUCAAACCCCAGCCCCUCUGCUUCUGUGCCAUGCAACUUUAAACAGCUUCCUGUCUGAGAACGUCACUUUCCUUAGUUGGGAAAUGGGGUUCAUACUGCCUACCUCACAGGGUUGCUAUAGGAUUAAAUGAAAUCAUGGAGUCACAUGGUGAUCUACAGCUCAGAGCUCAAUAGGUAUUUCUUGCUGCAUUUGUUGUUCUUAUUGAAGAAGUAAUCAAAGGGUUUGGCUUUCAUUUUUAGUUGGAUGUUGUGGAAGGAGCCCUAAACUUGCGGUAAGAGACUGUGAUUCAAAUCCUGAUGCCAUUUACUGUUUGUGUCACUUUGGGCAAAUUACUCCACCCUGCUGAGGUAUAAUAAAGUGGUGAUAGGUUUACCAAGCUGAUUGGGUUUCAGUGAAUGAGAUUAACAUUGUAUGGGAAUGAGGGACACGAUGAGGAUCCUUAUCCUUUUUUUCUUUACAAACUAGAAAAAGGAAUAAUGUUUUCCACUUUGCAGUUACUUUACUUUUUGAGGCUAAGGGGUACUGGUUGCAUAAGAUUAGAAGUCCAGGACGCAGCAGAUCAUAUUCGUGACCCAGGAACAAAGGGCAUAGAGGGGGAAGAUCAGGGGACCUGUGAUGCAGAAAGUCCUCUGCUGCAGCUCACAGGUCGAAUUUCAGGGAAGCUGCCCAAGGGCUUGAACGUCCCUGCUUUCAGGUUCCAGGUGGAGGAACUGCAAUGUCUGGUGGAGAACAGAAACCAGAGAGGUACUAUGUGGGUGUGGACGUUGGAACAGGCAGUGUCCGCGCAGCUCUGGUGGACCAGAGUGGGGUCCUGUUGGCUUUUGCAGACCAGCCAAUUAAGAAGUGGGAGCCCCAGUUCAACCACCAUGAGCAGUCCUCUGAGGACAUCUGGGCUGCGUGCUGUGUUGUUACAAAGAAAGUUGUACAAGGGAUUGAUUUAAACCAAAUUCGAGGACUUGGGUUUGAUGCCACGUGUUCUCUGGUUGUUUUGGAUAAGCAGUUUCGCCCAUUACCGGUCAACCAUGAAGAGGAUUCCCAUCGAAAUGUCAUCAUGUGGCUGGACCAUCGAGCAGUCAGUCAGGUCAAUAGGAUCAACGAGACCAAGCACAGCGUCCUCCAGUAUGUCGGCGGGGUGAUGUCUGUGGAAAUGCAGGCCCCGAAGCUUCUGUGGCUGAAAGAGAACUUGAGAGAGACUUGCUGGGAUAAGGCGGGACAUUUCUUUGAUCUCCCAGACUUUUUAUCAUGGAAGGCAACAGGUGUCACAGCACGGUCUCUCUGCUCCCUGGUGUGUAAGUGGACAUACUCAGCAGAGAGAGGCUGGGAUGACAGUUUCUGGAAAAUGAUUGGUUUGGAAGACUUUGUUGCAGAUAAUUACAGCAAAAUAGGAAACCAAGUGCUGCCUCCUGGAGCUUCUCUUGGAAAUGGGCUCACACCAGAGGCAGCAAGAGACCUUGGCCUUCUCCCUGGGAUUGCGGUUGCAGCUUCACUCAUUGAUGCCCAUGCAGGAGGACUAGGAGUGAUUGGGGCAGAUGUGAAAGGGCACGGCCUUGUCUGUGAGGGGCAGCCAGUGACAUCACGGCUGGCUGUCAUCUGUGGAACGUCUUCUUGUCACAUGGGGAUCAGCAAAGACCCAAUUUUUGUACCAGGCGUCUGGGGGCCUUAUUUCUCAGCCAUGGUACCUGGGUUCUGGCUGAAUGAAGGUGGUCAGAGUGUUACUGGAAAAUUGAUAGACCACAUGGUAGAAGGCCAUGCUGCUUUUCCAGAACUACAAGUAAAGGCCACAGCCAGAUGCCAGAGUGUAUAUGCAUAUCUGAACAGUCACCUGGAUCUGAUUAAGAAGGCUCAGCCUGUGGGUUUCCUUACUGUUGAUUUACAUGUUUGGCCAGAUUUCCAUGGCAACCGGUCUCCCUUAGCAGAUCUGACACUAAAGGGUAUGGUCACCGGAUUGAAACUGUCUCAGGACCUCGAUGAUCUUGCCAUUCUCUACCUGGCCACAGUUCAAGCCAUUGCUUUGGGGACUCGCUUCAUUAUAGAAGCCAUGGAGGCAGCAGGGCACUCGAUCAGUACUCUUUUCCUGUGUGGAGGCCUCAGCAAGAAUCCCCUUUUUGUGCAAAUGCAUGCGGACAUUACUGGCAUGCCUGUGGUCCUGUCGCAAGAGGUGGAGUCUGUUCUUGUGGGUGCUGCUAUUCUGGGUGCCUGUGCCUCAGGGGAUUUCGCUUCUGUACAGGAAGCAAUGGCAAAAAUGAGCAAAGUUGGGAAAGUUGUGUUCCCGAGACUACAGGAUAAAAAAUACUAUGAUAAGAAAUACCAAGUAUUCCUGAAGCUGGUUGAACACCAGAAGGAGUAUUUGGCGAUCAUGAAUGACAACUGAACAGGGCUUGCAGGUGCUGAUGCCAGAAGCUUCUGUGCCAUUGCAUUAAAGACCUCUGUCAUUUCAUCCAUGUUCAAGACCCUUGAGGUAUUGUUUCAUCAUUUCUGUAUUGUCUUUUAAUAAAGAAAACAAACAUGUGCAACCAGAA
Messenger RNA from Cercocebus atys (sooty mangabey), 3179 nucleotides. It is a transcript of the gene FGGY, whose product is annotated as FGGY carbohydrate kinase domain containing. The transcript has 16 exons. Gene Ontology annotation, biological process: carbohydrate metabolic process. Gene Ontology annotation, molecular function: phosphotransferase activity, alcohol group as acceptor; kinase activity. The coding region runs from base 1376 to 3031 and encodes 551 amino acids. The record is from RefSeq and is a predicted model, not a curated record. NCBI's taxonomy places the organism in Eukaryota, Metazoa, Chordata, Mammalia, Primates, Cercopithecidae.